This is a messenger RNA of Quercus robur (English oak), 705 nucleotides long. RefSeq lists its product as uncharacterized. The coding region runs from base 1 to 705 and encodes 234 amino acids. The record is from RefSeq and is a predicted model, not a curated record. Lineage: Eukaryota; Viridiplantae; Streptophyta; Magnoliopsida; Fagales; Fagaceae. The transcript has a single exon.
AUGAGGAAGGUUAUGGAUGAGAUGAGGGAGAACAUGAGAAGAACAAAUCCUGUAGAUGAUCUAGUUCACCGCACAGAUUUCCCUUUCACGGCUUCCAUCAAUGGUCACCCCUUGCCUUCAAAAUUCAAGAUGCCUUCCUUGGAUUCAUAUGAUGGAGCGCAUGACCCGUUUGAUCACAUUGCUACUUUUAAGACUACAAUGCACUUUCAGGGGGUCCCAGAUGAAAUUAUGUGGAGAGUAUUCCCUACCACCCUCAAAGGUCCGGCACGAGUGUGGUUCAGUACAAUACCCCCGAAUUCAGUAAGUUCUUUCGAAAAGUUGAGCAAGUUGUUCGUUAAUAACUUCAUUAGGGGACAAAGACACAAGCGUUCUUCAUCCAGCCUGUUGACCAUAGAACAGGGGGAGAAUGAAAGCCUGCGGUCCUUUAUCAUUCGUUUCAACAGGGAAGCCUUGACGGUGGAUGAGAUGGAUGAUAAGCUACUAUUGGCGAUCUUUCACAACGGGGUUAAUUCUGAUUUAUUCAUCCACAAGCUUUAUGAGAAGGAGCCCCAAUCCAUGGCUAAACUCGUCCGUUCAGCCCAGAACUUUAUGAAUGCAGAAGAAGUGAUCAUAGCUAAGAAGAGAGAGGGAGGGACGAUAAGAAAACUUACAUCUACAGAUGGUGAGCUCGUGUGCAAUGGCUUCAGCGGACGGUUUAGGACCUAA